GGCAGAAAGGGGAGGAGGUGGGAAACAGUCUGACAAGUUCUCGCCGGCGUGUGCUUGUUGCAUCAAAUGGGGAGAAGAUUGGAUGAGAGAGGGAGUAAGGGAGCCAGAGUUGAUUUCUGAUCAAUAGAUGUGGGGAGAGAAAGAGAACAAUCAAAAUGCCAGAGACUCCAACAGAAAGGAGAGAGCCUGCCAAAAAAAAAAAAAAAAAAAGCUCAGUGGAGAAAUUAAAACCCAAUUCUCUAGGGACUGAUUAACUCCAGACGUGGACUCUCUCACUGGAUAUGCUUGAGAACUAGCUGAAGUUAGAUCAACUCUAUCCUAAGGGUAAAGAGGAUACAAGACAAAGUGAUCUGAAAAUGGAAUUGGGGGCUGGGGUAGAGAAGGAGAUUAUAUGGUGUCUAUGAGUUUGGUUGAUUGGUUCCCCCCCCCCCCCUUUUCCCAAUCUGAGGUAGAAAGCAACUAAUUGGUCAAGGUGAUACCCUCCAGAGCCUUGAGUGAGGCAACUUGAGUUCAGUGGGGCAUGCCGGUUAAAAGCAGGUGCUGCUGUUCAAACUAGGGAUGCAGGCUGCUUGCUCUCUCGCCCGGGAGGGGUAGGGAUGCUCCUCGCCCUGGCCCAAGCCGAGCAGGACAGCCUGGUUUUUUCCCCCAAGGAAAACGUCUAAGGGCAGAUUCCUCUCCCUCACCCUCCACCCCUUCCCCCGGGCUCGUGCUUGUUUGGGUUUUCAGGGAUCUGCUGCAGUGCAUUCAUGCUUUUUGAACAACUGUCGGGAAAGGGCUCCCAAAUUCCAGGUGUACGUGUGUCGGAGACACAGCAGACAGGCUAUUCGGAGGGAGAAGGGGCAAGGGAUGCUGGCUGGUUAGGAGAGUAGUCUGGAAAACACGGCAGCUGCCCGGAAGAUCAUAGCAAUCCCACGCUGUGAAAGGAAAGGGGAGGCUCUCCCACGGGAGAAGGGGGAUGCCCCUCGCAAGACUGAAGUCUUCUCAUAAAGAUGCUGCAGUUGGUGCCUUUGAAAAAGCCUGGAUGCUAAUACACAGCGAAUUAUAAGAAGGGGUGGGGCGGCAGAUUCCAGAAUUGGGGCCAAAGAAACCCCCAAAGCCGCCUACUUGCGAGCCACACCCCGGAAUGGAGAGAUCCACGGAAAUACCAGUUACUUUUUGAAAGAUCUCCAGGCAGAAAUGAAAUACUUUGGAGAGGAGGAUUAUCCUAUGGGUUGGCAGAUAUUGUUGUGAUCCCAUUAUUGCCUCUAUUGAUUCUCAAUAUCCAUCCUGUACCAGAACCCUGCACCCUUUAGGAGGCCCUCAGGAUCUUUUAACUGGCAACAUGUACUUUCCUGCUGGCAUUCUCUAAAGCCACUUAGAUCAACUCAAGAAGCAGCUCUGGGUCACAGUCCCUUCACAGGAGAAGAAGGUCUUUUAGUGAACCUUGAUUCUCAGGAGUUGGGCCAUAACUCAUUUCUGACUCCUGCUGUCCCCAAAGACUUUCCUCAGAAGAAACACCCGAUGAAGUGAGCUCCUGAGGCCGGUGCCUGCUGAUGCUAAAUCUCCCCCUCUCCCUCUAGAGGUUCUCCUGGCUUGAGGGCUUGCCCGGCAGCAAUGUUGCAGUGUAAGCAUGCAGAGGAGUUCAGUUUUGGUCCUCGGGCCUUGAAGGACGCCCUCAUCUCCACCAACCCUGUUCUACAGGAACUCUAUGCUAAGGCUUUUUCCACCACUGAGAGGCUUUUCCUCUCUGAAGCAUACAACCCACAGAGGACCCUCUUCUGUACCUUGGUGAUCAGGACUGCCUUUGACUGGCUCCUGAGCCACCCUGAUGCUCCAGAGGACUUUGAGACUUUCUACCACUCUCUUCUAAGGAGGAAACAGAGCAUGUGCCGGAAGCAUAUUUACCUACAGCCAAUAGAUCUAAGUGAAGGCCCUGUAGGGAGUUCCCUCCUGGACUGUCUCCGAGGUUGCGUGGAAUCUUUCUUCCUGGGGCUUCGGGUAAAGUGCCUUCCUUCCGUAUCAAUCUCUUCCAUCCACUGCUGCUUCCGUCAUAAUCGGGACUCUGACAAGAUCCAGCUCCAUGCCGAUAGCAUUUUGACUUUCCUGAAAAACAAUAAACCUGUAGAUGCCCUGUGUGUACUGGGCCUCACCCUUAUGGACCUGUAUCCCUGUGAAACCUGGAGCUUCACUUUUGGCAAAUCCCUUCCAGGACAAGAAGUAGGAGUAUGCAGCUUUGCCAGGUUUUCAGCUGAUUUCUGCCAGACUCCAGGGGCUGAGGAGAUAUCAGAGAUCACCCUGAGGGUGCCUGAGAUAACCCUGAAGGACAGAAAUCGGACAUUAUUCUUCAGCAUUCUGGAGAUGGUUCAAUGCUGCAAGGUCACAUGUCAUGAGAUCUGCCACCUGAUUGGCUUGGGAAAUUGCCGCUGGCUGAGCUGCAUCAUGCAGGGAGUCCUGAGUUUGGACGAGGCCCUCCUCCGGCCCCUGGACCUUUGCCCAAUCUGCCUCCGGAAGCUGCAGCAUUUCAUUGGAUUCAAGCUCAUUGAGCGAUACAAGAAACUGUAUGCUUGGAUUCAAACUGUGGCCAUGACAUGGCCCAGUCAGGAGGCAGGAGACCUCUCUGUGUCUGAAGAUGUCCUCCCGUUCAGCUCGGACUCGGGAAUGGGUUGUGAGAAUGACUCUGAAGCAGUCACAAGCCUGUCAGAGCCCCUCACCCCAGACACAUGCAGUCAUGCUUUCUCCAUAGGGCAGGAACUCGAGCCUGAGGAGGGAAUGUGCUCCCUGGCAGACCUGGACAGCCAACAACAGCUAGGAGACUCUUCUGGCUCUUCAGAUAUCAUCAAAGAAUAUGAACUCUGGCUGGCAACUUGCAUCUCUGCCCUAGAGAGGGAUGUCUCAGAGGAAGAGCUGGCUGAAGUUGAUGGGGCUGUGGAUGCCCUUGCUAAGUGGGAGAUGUUCACAGGGCAGCUCCCAGCCCCCAGAAAGGACUUGCCUUUCAGUAGAGACAAUGUAGGGCUUCGAAAAGUCCUGGGGGACAAAUUCUCUUCCUUAAGGCAGAAGCUGAGCACAAGAAAACUGUCCAAAGCUGAAACCUCCCCUUGUCGAUGGAAGUGGGAAGACAAUUAGUAUAGUCAUAUCAGGCCUACCUUUCUUAACUCCCUUUUUGUUGAGAGUAGAAAAGAAUUAUCUUUUCCACUUGUCUUCCUCCCCUCUCCUCCCCUCCCCUCCCUUUCCCUCUGUUCUCCUUCCCUCCUCUCCCCCCAGGCUUUUCUUGAGCUCCAUAUUUACAUACAAAAUUGAGUUGAAAAGUAGAUAUCAAUGGGAUUCCAUCCCUCCCUGCAAAUGCCUAUUCAUAUCAGAUUACAGAAUAAAAUUUAAUUUCUUCCAUUUCCUUUACAGAAUGACAGAUCAAUAUUAGAAGGAAUUCAGAGAUCAUUUAAUCCAAAUUUUACUCCUAUUAAGAAUCCUUCAUCCAUUCCCAAAUAGUCUUUGCUCGACAAACUUAAAGUGAGGGGAAGCCCCUUAUCUCCCAAGGCAGUCUGUUCCACUUUGGGGUGGUUUUAGUAGUUAGGAAAUUUUAAACUCACUGAUUUUAUUCUGUCCACCUUUUUUUUCCCUCCCCUUUCUUCCCUUCUCCAAAUCCUAACCCUAAACCUCAGAAUUCCAGAAACUGAACUGAAUUCAAAUUGAGGUAAUAAGUAAAGCGCCUUGUAGACCUUAAAGUGCUAUAUAAAUGCCAUUAUUAUUGUUAUUAUUAUGAUGUUAUUGUUAUUAUUGUAACUGAAUGCCACAGGAGAUGAAGAGAGUUCUUGAGUCCCGAACUUCUGGAAAUGUUUAUAGCUUCUUAAACAAAGGUAUCUGGGUGAGGAACUAGAAAAACAAAUCUUAUGGUCUGUCUUUUAGUGCCUCAGGUGCUGACCUACAAUGGGUCAACAUUUACAUUUAUUCUUAGGAGAAAUCAUAUCUGCUCUCCAAAUCUGGGGCUUCUUCUUUUGGGAAGCUGGAAUCUCUCUGAGGGUGGAACAUGGAUUCCUCUCUCCUAUUGCCAGCAGAGGGAUCUGUGCCUGCAGCAAUUGAAGGAAGGAAGUGGUUCAGUCAAUCUCUCAUUCCAGGCUGAGAUUUUAGUACCCUCUGGGUCACUUUAGUUAUUUAUAUCUAACAGCUCAAGAGGCUGAUAGAAUUUCAGGCAGGGAGUAACAGAGGGAAUACACUGACUCCCUCCAGUAGCAAAUUCACUCGGCAUUCCAAGGCAGAUAAUAGGUGUCUCCACUCCCACAAAUGGAGAAACUUCAGAUUUUUUCCUUAUCUAUGAUGCCUCCCUCUGUAAAGCAAAGCCAGUCUUAAUGAUCAGGACUACAAUGGCAAAUACUUCAAUAAAGUAUGUAAUAAUGUGCACCCCAUGUAAAUCCAUGUGAUUCUCAGGGAGGGUAACCAACUUCCACCAAAAAAACCAUUUUUGUUUAAAAAAAAUAAUGAUCUGGUAAGAAUGUAUCCAAUGUAAACCCCUUCUUUCUUUUGUCCUUUCUCCUUCCUCUCUCCUUCCCUUUCUUCCUUUGUUCCUUCCUUCCUUCCUUCCUAUCUUUCUUUUAACAGAUUUUGUGGAGGAGAUAGGAAAGGGAUGAUUUCAAAAAGAAAUUUUGAAAGUACUGCAAGACUGACCCUCUUACUUCUAUCCCCUUGAGACAGAUGCCUGUAGUAACUUGUAGAACAGUGGUGAUGAAAGAGCAACAGUGCGCUAGCUUUGAGUCUUAGUAAUAGAAUAUACUAAAAGGGUAAGAACUGAGUCUUUUGAUCAGAAGCUUUUCAAUGUGGAAGAGUCAGAAUGAGGAAGAGAAAUCUCAAUGCAGAGGGGCAAGAGCUCACAAAGUUCUUUUUGCAGGUGAAUCUUGCCUCCAGUAAAACGCCAGGAAAUGAAUGCUGAGGGAAGUGAUGUUAUAAUUCAAAAACACCAUUAACAUGUUCAAAUUCAUAUUUCCCUUUUGUCUCAUUGUCGAUGAGGGCUCUUCAAAUUAACAAAGAAGCAAAAUUGAGCAAAGACAAUAUUAUAUAUGACAGAUACCAUUGCUAGAAUAGGAAUACAAGAACACAGUUUUUCACCCUGGGUAGCCUACUGAUGCUCCAUUAUUUUACCUAUUUUCUGAUUUCCUGAUUUGUCUUCUGGGCAAAAUGUCAUGUAUGAUCAUUACCAAUGAUUUCACCUCAUCCAUCAAAUGGUUCACUUUCAGAUAGGAAACAACUGAUUCCAUCAACUAGAAUCAUUCAUUCCCAGUGAUUUUUGAGAACAAAUGAAUAGCAUCUGGAAGAUGGUAAGAAGCAAUAAUCAAUAUAUAUUUAAAAAGGGGUCAUUUCCCAUCAGUCUUUGUUGCUUACUAAGAAAAGAUUAUAAAAAUCCUCGGGGAGUAGAGCUUUUAAAAUGAAGCAUCUCAAAAUCAAUCCCCACUAACCUCAUAAGUCUCAAUUCCUGCUUUUGCUCAUGCUAAAAUCUUAAAAUAUUAAGAAAAAAAAUCAGUUAACAUGAACAAAUAUAUUUGCUAUUAAAUUCACACCGUGCAAAUUUCUCCCAAGUGUUUUAGGUCUAUGAUGGAAUAGAAGCUAGACCUUAUUUCUUGUGUGACCCUGUCCAAGUCCCUUAACUGAUUUGGCUCUGUUUCCUCACCUUGCAAAUGUGGGAUUUGAAUUAUGGUGACCUCCAGAGGCCCUCCCAACUCUGAAUCCAUGAUUCAUGCCCAUAAAAUGGAGCUAAACUCAAUAUCACUUGCAGACAUUAGUUUCCAAGAAACUAGAAGAACUGCAUGAAAUUGAAUCAUUUAGUAGCUUGUUUUCAUUUUUAUUCUUAAAAAAGGCCACUCUACCUAAUUUUCUCAUGUGAUUGGCUAAUAAAAGGCUUAAGACUUUCAAAGUAUAGACAUCCCUAGAUGAAUGAUCUCCUUACCUUGGCCAAUUCAACGGGCAUAUAUUUUAAUUGGAUUGGCAAUUGCCUAACUGGUACUUUGUCAGGAUAGGUAUGGGAUAGGUACGAGACAAAGAAAAGAAUACUGACUCCUGAGGAUGCUAUCAUUUGCCAAGUCUAGAAAUUCUGUGCAGAGAGGCACUUUUGAUCUGCUAAGGAAGAGGCACCUUCCAGAUUGGGAAGAUAAAAAGAGAUGGUAUUGGAAGGGGAAGGUAAUCUCCAGCAUUUGAGUAUGCUUGUAAGUGAGCAUCCUCACUAAUGCAGGAGGAGUGCAGCACAAUGUGAAGAAUUCAGGAUUUGAAGUCAGAAAAAUUGACUUUUCUGACAUUAGAUUCCCUUCAACUUUCUGUUCCUCUUAUUCCUCACAGAAUGAACGAGCUGGACUAGGUUACCUUUAAGGCCCUUUUCUUCCAACUGAGUCUAUGAUCCUAUGAAAGGCACACUGUAGUUCUUGACUAAAUUGGUCUAGCCCUGACAGGAGAGGAAACAGGACAGCAAAGAAGCUGUUGAAUGAAUUAAAAAGUUCAAAAGCAGUAAGGAAACCUGCAGCCACCUGGUUUUAAAGCAAUCCCUCUCUUUCAGUCCCGUAUUACUUGGUUUAUGAGAUUACUCAGAAAGCCUUUUGGCAGAAAUGAGCAGACUGGGUGGGUGGCCAGGGUUUGGGGACAAAGAUGCCAAUGAAAAUAAAACCCUGAGGAGCUCAGGCUUAUUUGGUUUAUUUAUUUUAAGAGGGAGAGGUCCCCCCCAAAAGAAUAUUUAUAUCUUCAUGAAGGCCAGAGAACGAGGACUUAGCAUGGAUGUCUCACAAACUUGUUCUUGAGAAGGCUUACAUGUGGCUGUGAUGAAACAAAAGUCUGCCUUAUAAGCUUGCUAUGUAAAAGCUACAGCAAGAGGCAAAGAAGUGGGAUUUUGCUGCCUGGUUUCAGGACUAAAAAGAGACAGCAAAGUUUCACACUCCAUUUUCCAAAAAUGGCUUUCAAUCACUUUGGCUACUCCAGAAACUGAUAGUUAAAGAGACCAAUUAGUCAGAAUAGGGUUAGAUUCAACCAUGGUCUCAUUCUAAAUGGGGGCACCUAUACAGAUAGAAGCUUCUACUGCUUCAAAAAAGUCAAGGAAACAGCCAAUUUUUGACACCCAUAAAAACAAACAGGGCAGCCAAAUAUAAAUGAAAAUAUGAAAUAUUAUUUAUAAAUGCCUGUACAUUUAUAAAUACACAAAUUCAUAAAUUUAUAAACAAUAUAAAUUUAUUAUUUAUAAAUAAGCAAAUGCAAAGUAAUUUAGGAAAUAUCCUUUGCCAUAAAAACCAUAUCUUCUGAGGCUAUUAAAAUGAGGAACUUGAUAUAACUGGUUAAGACCUUUCUUUUUAUGUUACAUAGCUAAAUUUUUUUCAUUUAAAAAAUCCAAUUUUCUCUCCUUCCCCCUACAUACCACCAUCUGUUUUCAUCCCUCCUUCCCUACCUCCUCUCAUCGAGGACAGGGAGAAGUAAACAUCUGUAAGAAAUACACAGAGUCAAGCAAAAUUAAUUUCUGCACUGGCUAUGUCCAAAAAAUGUCUCAAUCUGCAUAAUGAAUAUGUCAUCUCUAUGUCAUCAUCUAUGUUAGAAGAGUGGGAAAGUAUACUUCAGUGGUUCUCUGGAUUCAUAGGUGGUCACUGUAUUGAUCAGAGUUCACAAAUCUUUCAAAUUUCAAAUUUGCCUUUACGAUGUUUUAAUGUAUAAAUCAUUCUCCUGGUUCUGCUUACUUCACAUUGCAUCAGUUUAUCUAAAUCUUCCCAGAUUUCUCUGAAACUGUAUUCUCAUCAUUUCCUAUAGGCGCAAUAAAAUUUCAUUAUAUUCAUAAACAAUAAUUUAUUCGGCCAUUCCCCUAAAGUCAUCCCUUUGGUUUCUACUUGUCAUUACAAAAAGAACUGUUAUACAAAUAUUUGUAUAUAUGAGCCUUUUCCCUCAUCCUUUAAUCUCUCUGGGUAGAGACCUAAUAGUAAUAGUACUGGUGUGUGUUGUAUAGUAUUAAUCUUAAUUAAAGAGGAUCUCUUCAUCACCAAUUCACCUAUGUUCAAGUUUUAGGAGAAUAAGACAAUGAAAAGCAUAUAAGCUUAUGGAAGAGACUUCUGUUAAAAAGGAACCUGUAGGAUAUGUAGAAUAUAUUUCACCAGAGUUUUACAAUAAGAACUAAUGUUCAUAAAGCUGAUCAUAAGACAUGGCAAAAUUCUUGAACACAAGGGAUUAAAUUACAUCCCCUUGAUUCCAUUAAAGGGCUGGAAUUAGAAUAAUAUAUCCAAGUAAAAUCUGUAAUAACAAUUGUAACAAUAACAAAUUAAAAAGGAUGUUCUGAUUUACUGUUAACCAGAAAAUUAAUCAGAAUAUUUUUCCAUUUACUUAAGUUGCAUAAGGUUUCAUUGUACUAGAAUUGCAUGCAACAGGAGCUUCAAUAACUAAAUGCUAUUAAUAAGCAAUCUCUCUGUAUUGAGACAAUAUCUGUGACAUUUACAAGGGAGGUUAGAUCUAACUGAAAUCUUCCAGAAUACUACUUAUCUCUGUCCCUGCUUGGAAGCUGCCUCUGAAUUUGAUUGUAUGUCUUUAACUUCUCAACAGAAGGCUGAGUUUUUCUCAUUAUGCUUUUUCUAACCAAGCCUUAAAUUAAGAGUUGAAUACAGUAUUAUACAGGCCGAGUUCAGUUUAUAUUCAUCACAUUGCAGUGUUUUAGAUAUGAUACUAAAGUAUAACUAGAAAAAUGGUUGGGCUGGUCCCAAAGAGAGGGGCCAACUGAUGGAUGGCUCUAAUGUUCCACUGAUACCCAAUCUAUCUUUAAGAAAUCUGGAGAAAAAUUUCAACAGUGUUGAAAGGUUGAGGAUUUAUGGAAAACCAUGGACAAGAGUCACACAAAAAGUGAAGACAGGAGUGAGAUUGUGCCCUAGGCUACUUUCAUUGAGGAAAUCACAGGUCUGAAUUCCAAUGUGGUAUUUCAAAUUUCAGUGCCAAAUAUUUGGUAUUUUUCAUUUGGCUUUUCUCUUAUUGAACUGGGGAGGGGGGGAGGGAAGAUGACAAAUUAUCUUUCCCUGGUUAAAGAAAAGGAACCCAGAAAAGGGUCUAUGGGAACUAGAGACUAGAAUUUGGAGGCAAAUGGAUAAGGGAUUGAAGUGUAAGGAUGCUAUAUAUACACAACUUGCAAGAUAUAAUACCCAAGAUGCACAAAUGCUAAGAGGAAAAAUAAACUCCAUUUGCCUAACCUGCUGGGGUCUAUUUAAAAGGAAAAUGUUGGGAAGUUAAGAAGAUGCUUUUUUUUUUUUUUUAAACUUAAUAUCCUAUUACCCUGUCAGUUGAAAUCCUAUCUAUUUUUGAAAGUCUAGGUAUGGGUUUCAUUCCUUUAACACAAAAAUUGCUAUCUACUGAAUCUUGGGUUUUCAAUAAAUUAUCUUGGAUCAAUGAAUGAGUGUAAUAUACAUCUUAGAUGCUUGUUCAUAUUUCAUCUAAGCCCAUUUAUCAUAACUAAAAUUUAUGAAACACUUCAAAAUCUAAGUUUUUUUUUUUUUUACAUACAUGAUCUCAUCUAUGUCUGUAUACAUAAUGGACAAUACAAAAAGCUGAAAAAUGACCAUGUUGCCUGGAUUCUAUGCCUGACAACAGGAUUUUGUAAACAGCAGCAGCAGGAUAUUUCUGCUCAGCAGAAAUGGCAAGAAAGGUCAAAAGAUAGGAAGUCAGAGUGGAAUGAAAGAAGAAAACAAAUAUAGUGUAGACAAAGAGAAAGAAUUGAGAUCCAGGUCAAAGUUGCUCAUGUCCAAUUCCUACUAGCCCCACCUUCUAUCACUUUAUUUGAAGGCAAUCAGUGAACAUGAUUAUACCUAACUUGUAAAAUCAUGGAGGGUAGUGCUUUAAAAGACGGAACAUAAGACAUACCCCCUAGGCUUUAAAGAAAAUCACUUAUGGAAAGACUCACUUAAAACCUCAUCUUAGCAAGGCUUUUAAUGAGAAAUCAUGGUUGAAGGCCACCUGUUAAAAAAAACAGACUCUUUAACACAAUAGCAGGCGAUCACUGAAUGGGUUUUCCUUUACAAGUGCAGUUCAGGGCUAUCACUAGGAUUUUGCAUUUAUACUUUUAUUGAUGCCUUUAUUUUUAUAUAUCUUUUU
This is a messenger RNA of Antechinus flavipes (yellow-footed antechinus), 10050 nucleotides long. It is a transcript of the gene AMZ1, whose product is annotated as archaelysin family metallopeptidase 1. Gene Ontology annotation, biological process: proteolysis. The record is from RefSeq and is a predicted model, not a curated record. NCBI's taxonomy places the organism in Eukaryota, Metazoa, Chordata, Mammalia, Dasyuromorphia, Dasyuridae. Gene Ontology annotation, molecular function: metallopeptidase activity. Bases 1594 to 3102 code for a protein of 502 amino acids. The transcript is spliced from 7 exons.